Acanthocheilonema viteae is the source of this 564-nucleotide messenger RNA. Lineage: Eukaryota; Metazoa; Nematoda; Chromadorea; Rhabditida; Onchocercidae. The record is from the annotation of a GenBank genome assembly.
AUGGAAGAUACUGAUUCUGUUAAAAAAGUUAAGAAAGUGAAGUCGACUAAAGAUAGAACCAAGAGAUGGAAGAAACAAAGCCCAAUAAACAUCACAAAUGAUAUAACCGAUCAGGACAGCAAUCUGAAAGCAUCAAAGCUUAAAUUUUCCUAUACAAUCGGUGAUCUGAAAACAAUUGAGAUUACUGGUGAAGGAUUCUCAUGCAAAACCAAUGAAAGAUGUACUUCAGAAUUAACUGCGUCACAUCUUCCAGAUGUUUACAAACUUUGGGAAUUUCAUGCUCAUUGGGGAACAGAGAAGCAUUGCGGUAGUGAACACUUAAUUAAUGGGGAAGGCUUUUCCGCAGAGCUGCAUUUUGUUUUUUGGAAUAAAAAAUACGGCGAAUUUACAAAAUGCUUAGACAAAUAUGAUGGAUUGACAGUAUUGGCCAUUUUCAUGCAAGAAGACUCAACUGAUAACGAAAAUUUUUCGCCGAUCAUCGAUGGUCUUUACAAUUCAUUAAGUUGCUUAAGCAGUGUCGAUCCAAAUCCAAAAUUUAAUCCACUUAAAUUACUUCCAGGUUAA